AUGCCGGCGGCUGACGAAUAUAUUUUUGUCUCCCGCGGAUGUAACAACGAGACUAUCGAAGAAGGCUACUGCAAUGGACUCCCAAUUUGUGGUUAUUGCUAUGGUGGGGGCACCGAAGGCCCGGUCGCCUCUUGGCAAUAUGAAUUAUUCAAUUUAGUCGUGAUUGGUUUCAUUCUACCACUGAUCGGAAUUUUUGGAUUAUUUGGAGAUGCCGUCAGUGCUUUUAUCUAUUCAAGAAGAGAAAUGCAAUCCUCGCUAAAUGUGUAUCUCUGCGCACUGGCAAUAUCUGAUAUGAUCGUAAUAGUCACCGCAUUUUUCCUCUUCUUUAUCGAAUCGAUGCGAAAGCGCUCGCUGUUCGCUUCCAGGGUUUUUGCACAAUUAGCACCAUAUAUGUUUCCUGUCGGGUUGACUGCUCAAACAUUAUCCGUGUUUCUCACCGUGGCUGCUGCUUUUGAUUGUUUGGUGCUUGUGGCGAUGCCGAGAUUUCGAGCUAGAUUUUGCAAGAUUCAGACAGCCCUUAAGAAUAUCGGGUUGAUUUUCUGCUUGGCUUGUCUCUACAACAGUCCGCAUAUUUUUGAGAUCUACACAAUCGAUUGUUGGUCGUUGGUCUACCGCCAAAAGUCGAAAGAUGUAUGCCCAACGGAAUUAAGACAAAAUGUGGACUACUUAACAAUCUACUAUGCCUAUCUAUAUACCAUUGUAAUGGCUGCCGGACCAGUUAUCUUACUCUUCAUCAUCAAUUCAGCCAUCGUCAUUUUCAUCCGGAAAGAGACCAAGAAAGGUCAUCCGGUUGCUUCGGAAUCUGAUACUUUGACGUUGGUGCUGGUCGUGGCGUUGUUCGUCAGCUGUAAUAUUUUGCCAUUAACCGUGAAUUUUCUGGAGCUUUUCCUGGGCUUUGUCAACACCUAUAUGAUUGAUUUGUCAAAUUUAAUGGUGGUGGUCAACUCGUCAUGCAAUUUCCUUAUCUACUAUGCAUUUGGUGCCAAUUUUAGACGAACGCUGAAAGGUUAUUUCAAGAAUUUCGUGCGCAGCAAGGGGCGGACCGGCAAUCCAUUGCUAGCCGUCAUUCCACAAACCGAGGAGCGCUUGAUU
This is a messenger RNA of Mesorhabditis spiculigera, 1092 nucleotides long. The record is from the annotation of a GenBank genome assembly. Lineage: Eukaryota; Metazoa; Nematoda; Chromadorea; Rhabditida; Rhabditidae.